AAGCGUCGAUUAAAGGUAGAGAAAGUAUCGCGAGAGCCAAGCUUUUGACUCGAUCUCGCAAUGCUUGAUGUCAUGCAUCGAUCAGUCUGCGCAUAUGAAGCCGAACACAGGGAGUCACAUGAGAGCGAGAGAAAGAUUUUAGGCGAAGGGAGAGAGAUUUCUCCCUUUUUUAAAACACUCCACUUCCGAUGUAUGUGAAGUUUAUGUACAGACUUUUUUCAGCAAUGGCUGGACCGAGGCCUGUGGUGAUGAGCGGGCCCUCUGGGGCCGGGAAAAGCACUUUCCUUAAAAGACUUCUCAAGGAGUUUGAAGGCGUAUUUGGCUUCAGUGUUUCCCAUACAACACGAAGCCCCCGACCAGGAGAGGAGAAUGGCAAAGAUUAUCAUUACGUGACCAGAGCAGAAAUGCAGAAGAGCAUAGCAGAAGGGAACUUCAUUGAACAUGCUGAAUUUUCAGGGAACAUGUACGGAACAAGUAAAGCAGCUGUAAAAGUCGUUCAGGCCAACAAUUUGAUUUGCGUUUUGGAUGUUGAUAUGCAAGGUGUGAGAAGCAUUAAGAAAACCGAUCUUAACCCUAUUUAUGUGUCCAUCCAGCCCCCAUCAAUGGAAAUCCUGGAAAAUCGAUUAAGGGACAGAAAAACAGAAAAUGAGGAGAGUCUACAAAAGCGUUUGAAUGCAGCAAGGAUUGAUAUGGAAAUGAGCAAAGAGCCAGGAUUAUUUGAUGUGGUCAUCAUCAAUGAUGAUCUUGAUGCAGCAUAUGGGAGGUUAAAAGAAGCUCUUCUUCCGGAAAUUCAGAAGGUCAAAGUUUCCAACAAGGCUUAAAUGAAGACAUGCCUGCUAGCCACAGCAACCUCUACUUACAACCUUAUUUCCAUCAUAGUUUUUAAAUCAGAACAUUCCAUCCCAGAUGCUUUUCGGAUUCGGAAGUUCAGUCAAUACUCCAACAGCAGCUGAAUGUAAACUACAUUCACUUAUUAAAAGGUGCAGGGCAUUAUUCCAUACUAAGUAGAUGGUAAGAUUGCUACUUUAUUUACUUUGUAAAACGUCAAACUCCUAGAUUCAACCAGCAAACACUCAGAACACUCAAGUCUGUCUUUAAAACAUUCGUUUUGCUUCAUAUCUUUGCUUUAAAGGAAAACACAACACACACUUGAAAUUGCAGACUUGUGAUGUCUAACUAGCACCAUUCAUUUGUUUUUCCAUGCUGAUCAUCUCUAAUGAUAACUCCUGUAAAUAGUGUUGCAUACAUGUACAGAUUAACAAUUUCCAUUUACAAUAUUUUAAAAAUGACACUGCAGAUACUCCACAUUAUCAUCUCAGAAAUCGUGUUUCACCUGCACAUUACCGUAAUAUUGUAAUGUUGACUAGCUUUGGAAGUUUAAUAAGGGGUGCAAACCAGGUCAAUGCUGGCAGAUUAUAAACACAGCCAUAAGUUAUGUUAGCACCAUAAUAUUAUGUUUUAUGACAUGUUGUUCAUGCAUAUGCGUUUUAGGCUUUAGUCCAUGUAUAAAAAAAUCUUUAGUAGAUGCUUUUUUAAAAACCCCAAAAGUCUUAUUUGUUUGUAAUUUUUUUACUCUUAUUACUGUAUUACAUAUAUAACUUUAAAGCACUGUAACAAAUGACAGCAUGAUGUACAGUUAAUUAACUUCAACAACAGGCUUAGAUAGUCAUUUUUUUAGUAAUGAGAAUAUUUUUGAAGUAAAAUGUUUUUUUUAUAAUGAACUUUUCCACAGUGAUUUGUUUACAUGCUUAAUACAUUAAAUACAAUUGUGCCUCAUGCCAAACAACAAUUGAUGGAUACCCAAUGAUCCAUUUUAUUUGAUAAUUUAAGCUUGUGUCAACAAUCAUUUUUCCCCAUCAGUGAUAAUAUAAUGAGCUAAAUGCACUGCUGUAAUGUACAGAUGUAUGUAAUGUAUUACUUUUAAAAUGUGUUUGGGUUGUCUCUUUCUAUCGUGUGGCUAUUGAGCAGAAGAUAGCUUGUAUGUUGCCUGUCUACACUGUCAAAAAUAAAAGUACAAAGCUGUCACUGGGGCAGUACCCUUUAAAAAAGGUCCUAAUAUGUACCAUUUAGGUACAAAUAUGUAUCUUUGAACUGCCAAUAUGUACCUUUGAAGUACUAAUAUGCACUCUUUAGGUACAAAGGUGUAUCUUUUUGAAAGGGUACUGUCCCAGUGACAACUGUUGUACCUUUAUUUCUGAGAGUGUAUUGCAUUAGAGUUUGUAAAUACAAAUACAUACAAAUAAUGUAAUGCAGUUUAAAUUACAUGUAAACAUAAGAAUAAAACAGGGAGGAAAUCUUUAAAAUUUAGGUUUUGCAUUAAAUAGCACAACAAGGAAACCAAAUUACCAAAAAAUUGCAUUUUUUAUUUAUUUAACAAUAAGCAGAUCAUAGGUCUUGGAUUAAUUUAUGUGUCUUCUAAUAUUUUUAAAUGAAAUAUUAUGUAUCCAGAGACUUUUAAUCUGAUAAUGUUGUUAGGCUUUAAAAUGUGAGACUCCAUUGUCUGCAUUUUCUAGGGUUUGUCAUCGCUGUACAAAGUUUUAAGCCUCAAGAGUUUUAUUGAAUUCUUUUGUGCAUCGUUUAAUUUAAGUCGUGUUGGGGAGAAACCUAUUCAACAUUAUUGUGGUAUAUGUAAAAUGAAGAAAUACAUUUACAGUCUCACAACAAUUUAUAUACCAAAUAUGUCAUUGUCCUUUUUUAUUCUAAAACCAUUUACAUGUACCGGUGCAACCAUAAUAAAACUACACCACUAAAACAG
Molecule: messenger RNA, 2755 nt
Organism: Misgurnus anguillicaudatus (oriental weatherfish)
Lineage: Eukaryota; Metazoa; Chordata; Actinopteri; Cypriniformes; Cobitidae
Gene: guk1a
Product: guanylate kinase 1a
Biological process (GO): purine nucleotide metabolic process
Cellular component (GO): cytosol
Molecular function (GO): GMP kinase activity
Source: RefSeq, a predicted model, not a curated record